AUGGCAGAGCAGCCCUGCCUGGGUCCCCCUGCCAGCCCUGCAGCCCCAAACCCCCAGACCCACCCCAGGGACAAGUGGAGCAAAAAGAUGGAUUUCCUCCUCUCCGUCGUCGGAUUCGCCGUCGAUCUGGGCAACGUCUGGCGGUUCCCUUACAUCUGCUACCAGAACGGAGGGGGAGCCUUCCUCAUCCCCUACACGCUGAUGGCAGUUUUUGGGGGGGUGCCCCUCUUCUACAUGGAGCUGGCCCUGGGGCAGUUCCACAGGACAGGUGCCAUCCCCAUCUGGAAGCGCAUCUGCCCCAUCUUUAAAGGCAUCGGCUUUGCCAUCUGCAUCAUCGGCCUCUACGUCUCCUUCUACUACAACACCAUCAUUGCCUGGGCUCUCUACUACUUCUACUCAUCCUUCUCGGCCACCCUGCCCUGGGCAAGCUGUGACAACCCCUGGAACACCCCUGACUGCACCAACUACUUUGGGAAGAGCAACGUGACCUGGACCAACUUCUCCAGGUCCCCCGCCGAGGAGUUUUACACGAGGAAGGUGCUGGAGAUCCAGAAAUCUGGGGGUCUGUAUGACAUCGGGGGCAUCCGCUGGCAGCUGCUCCUCUGCCUCUUCCUCAUCUUCGCCAUCGUCUACUUCAGCCUGUGGAAAGGGGUGAAAACCUCUGGGAAGGUGGUGUGGGUGACAGCCACGCUGCCCUACGUGGUGCUGCUCAUCCUGCUCAUCCGAGGGGCCACCCUGCCUGGAGCCUGGAGAGGAGUUGUCUUCUACCUGCGCCCAGACUGGGGCAAGCUGCUGAGCACCUCGGUCUGGGUGGAUGCUGCUGCGCAGAUUUUCUUCUCCUUGGGCCCUGGAUUUGGAGUCCUCCUUGCUCUGGCCAGUUACAACCAUUUCCACAACAACUGCUACAGGGAUGCCCUGGUCACCAGUGCUGUGAACUGCCUCACCAGCUUCCUCUCAGGCUUCGUCAUCUUCACCGUGCUGGGCUACAUGGCCGAGAUGAGGGACGUGGAGGUGGAGGAUGUUGCCAGAGACAAAGGGCCCAGCCUCCUCUUCAUCACCUACCCUGAAGCAAUUGCCAACAUGGUGGGAUCCACCUUCUUCGCCAUCAUUUUCUUCCUGAUGAUGAUCACCCUGGGGCUGGACAGCACGUUUGGAGGCUUGGAGGCCGUGAUCACGGCUGUGAUGGACGAGUACCCCCAGGUCCUGGCAGGGCGACGGGAGCUCUUUGUCCUCGGCCUCAUCACAAUCUGUUUCCUGGGCUCCCUCAGCACCCUCACCUACGGGGGAGCCUACGUGGUGAAGCUGCUGGAGGAGUUUGGUGCUGGCUGCUCCAUCCUGGCAGUGGUGCUGCUGGAAACCAUCGCUGUCUCCUGGUUUUAUGGGAUCCAGAGGUUCUCCCACGAUGUCAAGGCCAUGCUGGGCUUCACCCCAGGGCUCUUCUGGAAGCUGUGCUGGGUCGCCAUCAGCCCAGCCCUGCUGGCAGUGAGUAUCUAUGGCCAAAUUAUGGACAAGUCAUUGCUGUCCCUCUGGACACCUGCAGCCACUCCCCUCUGCUGCCCAGCUCCCUGUGCCAUGAUAACUCCCCUCUCACCCACACGAGGUGACAGGAGAGCAGACAGGGCUGUGGGACCUCACACCAGCCCUCCCCAUGCUGCUGCUCCAGCCACAGUGCCCACAUCCCCAGGACCUCGCCGAGAAAGGGAGCUGGAAGUUCAUUUUCCAGCCUUUUCCACAGCUCCAGGGCAAAGCUGGGUGCUCACACAGGUGCCAGCUCAGCUUUGCCUCAUCCUCCCAGCACUCAGCAUCCCUGGCAGGGCUGGCCACGGGUCCCUGUCCCCUGUGCUGGGCUGGAUCCAUCCCUUUGAAACGCCAGCUCCCACGGCACUUCAAAGGCUGCCGUGGGCACAGGGGCCUAAUCUCACUGGAUCUGCAGGAGAAGAGGCCUUGUGA
Messenger RNA from Agelaius phoeniceus (red-winged blackbird), 1950 nucleotides. RefSeq names its product sodium-dependent serotonin transporter-like. Gene Ontology annotation, biological process: serotonin uptake; amino acid transport; sodium ion transmembrane transport. The record is from RefSeq and is a predicted model, not a curated record. Gene Ontology annotation, cellular component: plasma membrane; neuron projection; synapse. Gene Ontology annotation, molecular function: serotonin:sodium:chloride symporter activity; serotonin binding. Lineage: Eukaryota; Metazoa; Chordata; Aves; Passeriformes; Icteridae.